UUGAAUUUGCAUGGAUUUGGAAGUUAAAGGAGUUGCUGCAUCCCCUCGAAGGAAGGCUGAGUUGUCAUUGAGGGUGAAGAAAUGUCAGGUAGUCAAUGGGAGGCUUGUGAUUGUUUUUCUUCCUUACUUUGACACUUAAAGAAAUAUUUUAAUCAUACUUCAGAAGGUUCUUCGUUUGAGGUUAAAAUCCAUUCUAUAGAGAAGACACCUUUUAAAGAAAUUCUUUUUGUUGGAAAGGGAUAGUUUAGUGCGACAGCUUCUGAAAUGAAGGUGAGAAAUUCCAAUAUAAACAGCUAUCCUAGAAUAACUGCUACUCUGAGUACUUAAUUGGAAUGUGGGGAAUUUAAGAAUGAAUUUAAGUACUUGCAGUUAAGAGCAACAGAGGCUGGAACAUGUACUGUGUGCUGUCUCAUUCUGUUGGUGAAACUGGCAACAGGUGUGGCUGUGUUUUUGUUUUGCAAGACAGCAGUAAAGCAGCCCCCAAAAUAUAAUUUUAAAAGGCAUGAUUUUAGGUCGACAUGAGAGAUGAAUCUCAGUGCUCUCUGUUCAGUAUGAAGGGAAAUUACAUUUUCCAGGUAUUCCUAAUAGUCUGCGCUUUGGGAUAGGGUAGGUGUGCAAUCCUCACAGGCUCACUGUAGUAGAAACUUUAGUGCUAGCUUUUGAUAGUCCCUAUGAAUAUGAUCUUGGAUUCUGAGGGCCAUUUUUUCCUUACUGCUAAGCUAAAUAUUAAUAUUGUUAGUAACAGUUGAUUUUUCUCACAGAUAAUGCGUAUUUUAUGUCCAUGAACUAAAGUUAAUUGCUAAUCCUCCCUCAGCCCCCAAGCACUCAUUUUACUUCCUUAUUUGUUGCAUGACCCCGUUAGAAAUUCUUGGAGUUUGACUGCCAAGUUGCUGGUCUUCUUUUCAGUUUGAUUUGGAAUGAAAAAAGACCUUUUGUAAAUGAUAACACAUUAAUGUUAUAAUAUUACUGUUAAUGUUUUAACCAGGUUUUUUAAAAUUAAAUACCUGUGGACAACAGGAACAUUUGGGGCAUUUAGUGUAGGCUGUAAAAGAAAAGAAAUGUCAUUUUUUCUCUAAUCUCUCAUCCCCCCCCCUUUUUUUUUCUUUCUCAUGCAACUAAGUUUCCAAAUUUAGACUCUCUAGUCCACAUGAUGUUUGGUAAUUUUCAAAAUCAAAUCUUUAAUUAAAAUUAUGCUGAAAUCAUGUGCUUCACCCCAGUGUUCACAAUGGCUUUUGUUUGCUUUCUUCCUGAUUUGUUGACUUCUAGAGAAGGAAUUAUAUUAGGACUUUAACAUUUAGAAUUAGCUGUGUUCUUUACCUCACCACAAUUGAACGGUGCAGAAAAAAGAUAAAUAUGAGAUAUAAUGCUUUGUUUUUUGGUGCCUUGACAGUCCUACGUAGGUGACCACACGGUGGCGGUGCUCAUUAUGUACAGAGAACUCCAAAGCUGGAAACCCGGACUCGUUCUGGAGUCACUAGAGGGUAGUGUUGCCGAAAUUCUGUUUCGGGAGCAGCUGCAAGGCUGUAUGGCAAGAAAGGAGUUACAGUAUUGUGCUUGCUCUCAGAUCGUGAAGGAUGUUUGGGCACUGGAAAUAGGAUUCUGCUCAGCUUAGGCUGUGAUGCUGAGAUUUAUGAGCUGAAAAGUGUGAAAACAAAAAUGUUAGUCCUGGUUCUGAAUGUUCUUGAAUUUUUUUUGUUUUUCAGAUUUGGAGACCAGUUAGGUGAACUGUUAAUUUUUGCUUGUCCCAAGCAGCCUUCCCUAUGGAUUUGCUGCUAGCUGUUUUCAAAAGCAGUAGGGGGAUAGGAGACAGUCUUUUUUCUUGCUAUGUUCUUGCUCGGUGGAGUUUGAAGAUCUGUGUGCUAUGCAGACUUGCAAAAUAAAUAAAGUGAACUGCCUAAUCGUCAUCACUAUUACUGUAGUAAAGCUGAGAUGAAACAGUUACACCAAAUAUCAGGAGCUCUUUGGGGUCUGAGCUAGCUCCUUGUGAGCCAGCUGGCUGUCAGUCUUGUGGUUUUGGUUUAAGGGUUGGUUCCCAACCGACAAGGACAAUGUGACCUAAAGCCUUGUGAGCAGUGACGGAACAAAGCCUCAGGAACAUGGAUUAUUUUUAAUGUAUUAUUAAUAGCUGAUGUGGAUGCUAUCUAGAUUCUUAAUGGCUUGAAAUCUUUCUGUCAUGAUGAAUAUUCAGUCUUCUAGUCUCAUGAUGUGUAAGAAUUAGCUUUCAAUGAGAAGUUUUGGUUUUUUUCCCCCUUGUUAUUAGUGUCUUAGUCAAGUAUGUUGGACAGAUACUUUGAGGCUCUAAUUUUAAAUACUUCAAAGGAAAUUGAAAGGGACAACUAUGUAUUUUAAUCUGGAUCCCCUAGGUAUGUAAUAAUAUGUCAUUCUUUUAGGGCUGGAGACCAAAUAGACAGGCUACACACAGUCCUCACCCACCAGAGGUGCCAUGCCUAGAUCUAACGAGGCUUGGAGAUUCUGAUGAAGAGAAGAUUUUCAAGCUGUUUAAAAAUAUUUUAAUGUAUUCCUCUGAGUGGCCUUUAUUUCUGCACUUCUUGCUUCUGGGGCUCUGACCAAGCUUUCCUUGAGACAGAUAGAUUCCGGCUUCUUCAGUAACUGUAAGACAAGACCAGAAAAUCUGAUAUCUGCCACAGACAGAUCCAAACCAAAGCAUGGCCAGUAUGAAUCAGGUAUGAAGGAAGAAUAUAAGCAACAUCCUCAGAGAACUGCAGAAAAGAAAAAAGACCACCUCCAGUGUCCAGACACUUCAAUAAAGGGUACACAGCUUGAUGAUGGACAAGAUGAUUUUGUAACUAUUGAUAAGAAAGCUCUCCUGCAACAAUGCUAUACAAACAAGCCUUAUAAAAUGCAGCACAAUGUAAGGAAAUCAGAAGCUGAGGAUGUGGCUGCAGAGAGGAGAAAACAGGCUGUUGUAGAACAAGUUAUGGUGGAUCAAUUAUGUAGAGCUGUCAUAAGUGAUCCAGAGCAGUCCACACGUUCUGAUGCUUGCAAGGAAGCUCAAGGACUUCUGGGAGCUGGCAUAGCACCGAUGCGUUUUAGAAAAAGGACACUCCAUGAAACCAAAGGAAGGACCAAAUCAGGACUAACUGAGAACAUGCUUUCCAACAAGCUACGCUUUGAUAGUAGGAUUAUAUCGAGAAAUGGUCAUGAUGCUUGUAGGGAGUUGAUUGGAUUUUUUUUUGCAUGUGACAAAUCCCUUACUGUGUAUGAAUAUCGACAGUUUGGAAAAAACAGAACAAAUGCCUUGCCUUUCAUUCAGAAGGGAGUUUAUCAACAUCAACGUGGACAAAGAAAGGGAAAAGCUUAUGAUCUUAGUGACUUCUACAUUGGAGCCAAUCUGACUUUCCGAAGUGUUGAUCAUAACCUUCCAGAAAGUGUUAAGCAGAACCCCAUCUUCACCCUUCGUGUGAUAAGUAUUGAUGAAGCAGCUAUGGAUAAUCUAAAAGCUUCUUCUGUGGAGCUCAAGGAAGAGUGUUCCAGGAAAGUGGUUGAUGACAGCAAAGUUUUCAAGAAGAUUCAAGGUAUAUUCAGAGAAACACUAAGUAAAAGAGGAGUUCGGGUUAUAACAGGCUUAGGAAAAUAUUUCCGACAAAUAGACAAGAGCAGAAAUGGCUUUCUUUCUCAAGCAACCUUGAAAGAAGCUCUAAAAGUAUUCCAUUUGGAAAUACCUGAAGGGGACUUUGAAUCCUUAUGGCUUAUUCUUGAUGAUAGCAAGAGUGAUAAGGUCGACUAUGGAGAAUUCACCCAUGCCAUCUUUGGAGAAAUGAAUGAAUAUAGGAAAGCAUUUGUAAGAAAAGCUUAUAUGAAACUAGAUUUCAAUAAAACUGGGAGUGUGCCUAUGAUAGAUGUCAGAAAAUGUUACUGUGCAAAGAAACAUCCUGUGGUAUUGACAGGCAAAACUGCAGAAGAAGAAAUGAAAUCUUCAUUUCUAGAAGCAUUAGGAGAGUCCUGCAGCAACCCCAAUGAAGUGUCCUAUUCUGAGUUUGAAGAUUACUAUGAAGGAUUAAGUUUUGGAAUUGUGGAUGAUGAUGAUUUUGUUAAUAUCUUAAGGAAUUCAUGGGGAAUUUAGAGUGGAAGAUGACAAAAAAGAGGGGACUUUUCUAAACAAGGAAUGGCUGAAUAAGAGAGGAUGAAGUCUUGAUAUGCUUUCUAAUUAGUGUCUUAAACUGAUUUCAGUGACAGAAAACUUUAGAUGCUUUCAAAAUAAUAUGUGGCAAAUUUCAUGGAGUGUCUGUUGAGUUAUGGUAGCCACUCUUCUAAUAAAAAUACUGUUCAUGACUUUUCACUGGAAAUUAAGGCUGUUUCCCAUACCAAAAGCCAUUUUUUUUUUUAUAAUAAAAUAAAGUGUCCCAUUUUAAAAUAAGGGAAUUAGAAUACAAAAAUGCCUGAAGGGGUAUGUGCAAGAGAAAAUUUUGUUUUAUGAUGCAUUGUGAAAAGCUUCAGAUUUGACUGCAUAAAUGUGAAUUGUAGCUUUUCUUCAGAAAUUUUUUUACAGCAUUCUUUGUCUCACUUAUUUUUUCUUAUGCAGGUACUUAGCUUGAAAGAGAGCAGGUCAUCCUUUUCUGAUUUUGAGGAUGUCUACUGUACUGAAAGUGCAGAGAUGUUCACAGCAUUAGCCCCUUGGCCUGUGCACUGUCUUGACUGAUCUUGCUUUGUCAUUUUGGUCAGGCAUCUGAAGCUGAGCAUUGAAUCUCAAAGGUUUUAGUAAUCACACAUGUAUUUUGUAAUGCUUAUCUUCCUUUCCUGUAUUUUGCUAAGUAGUUUUCAAAACAAAUAAUUUAUAUUUAAAUAUCUGUUUUCUUUAUAUUGCUGGGAUUUUUAAACUAAAACAUAGCAAUUAAAUCUUUUGUCAAACUGAUAUAUAGCAUUUUCUAUCUACUCUGAAAGUAUAAAAGAGAAAAGUAUUUUUAAAAAGGCC
Cyanistes caeruleus (blue tit) is the source of this 4933-nucleotide messenger RNA. The record is from RefSeq and is a predicted model, not a curated record. NCBI's taxonomy places the organism in Eukaryota, Metazoa, Chordata, Aves, Passeriformes, Paridae.